Messenger RNA from Penicillium bovifimosum, 1932 nucleotides. RefSeq names its product H(+)-transporting V1 sector ATPase subunit A. Gene Ontology annotation, cellular component: proton-transporting V-type ATPase, V1 domain; fungal-type vacuole membrane. Bases 1 to 1932 code for a protein of 643 amino acids. Gene Ontology annotation, molecular function: ATP binding; ATP hydrolysis activity; proton-transporting ATPase activity, rotational mechanism. The record is from RefSeq and is a predicted model, not a curated record. Gene Ontology annotation, biological process: proton transmembrane transport; ATP metabolic process. The transcript is spliced from 4 exons. Lineage: Eukaryota; Fungi; Ascomycota; Eurotiomycetes; Eurotiales; Aspergillaceae.
AUGCUAGGCUUAGGACGUCCUCGACUGAAAGCUCGGGCAUCAUUGUUGGAUCUGAUAACCGUACAGCAUACGUUGACACAAUCACCGCCCGCCGAGCUGUCACCGCUUCCAGACUCGCCCUCCUCAACUAUCACCACCCACUCUGUAUCCCCCCAUUCCACACAGGCCUCUUCCAUUAUGACUUCGGACGAUUCUGAGAACCAUGGCUCGAUCUUUUCGGUCUCCGGCCCUGUCGUCGUGGCCGAGAACAUGAUCGGUUGUGCCAUGUACGAGCUGUGCCGUGUUGGUCAUGACCAACUUGUUGGCGAGGUCAUCCGUAUCGAAUCAGACAAGGCCACUAUUCAGGUCUAUGAAGAAACAGUAGAACUGGGCCCCGGUUUGAUGGAGACGAUCUACGACGGUAUCCAGCGACCCCUCAAGGCCAUCGCCGACCAAUCGAAGGGUAUCUACAUUCCCCGUGGCAUUUCCGUGAAUGCUCUCGACCGCGAGCGCAAAUGGGAAUACAAGCCUGCCGGCUUCAAGGUUGGCGAUCACAUCACUGGUGGCGACAUCUGGGGUACCGUGUUCGAGAACAGUCUGGUAAAUGACCACAAAAUCCUGCUACCUCCUCGUGCACGGGGUACCAUCACCCGCAUUGCUCCUGCUGGCAGCUACACUGUCGAAGAGAAGCUGCUCGAGGUAGAGUUCGAGGGCAAGAAGACCGAGUAUGGUAUGAUGCAGACCUGGCCCGUCCGUGUUCCUCGCCCGGUUAGCGACAAGCUGUCCGCCGAUGCGCCCUUCAUCGUCGGCCAGAGAGUGCUGGAUGCUCUCUUCCCCAGUGUCCAGGGUGGUACUGUCUGCAUUCCCGGUGCCUUCGGAUGUGGCAAGACUGUCAUUUCCCAGAGUGUGUCCAAAUUCUCUAACAGUGAUAUCAUCGUCUACGUUGGCUGCGGUGAGCGUGGUAACGAGAUGGCUGAAGUUUUGAUGGAUUUCCCCGAACUUUCUAUUACCGUCGAUGGCCGCAAGGAGCCCAUUAUGAAGCGUACUUGCUUGAUCGCCAACACCUCCAACAUGCCCGUCGCUGCCCGUGAGGCCUCCAUCUAUACUGGUAUCACUAUUGCCGAAUACUUCCGUGACCAGGGCAAGAACGUGGCUAUGAUGGCAGACUCCAGUUCCCGUUGGGCCGAAGCCUUGCGUGAGAUCUCUGGUCGUCUCGGUGAGAUGCCUGCUGAUCAGGGUUUCCCCGCCUACCUUGGAGCCAAGCUGGCCUCUUUCUACGAGCGUGCCGGUAAGAGCAGUGCUCUGGGUAGCCCCGAGCGUGUGGGCAGUGUCAGCAUCGUCGGUGCUGUUAGCCCGCCCGGUGGUGAUUUCUCCGAUCCCGUCACCAGCAGUACCCUGGGUAUUGUCCAGGUGUUCUGGGGUCUCGACAAGAAGCUAGCGCAGCGCAAGCACUUCCCUUCGGUCAACACUUCGAUCUCCUACAGCAAGUAUAACACCGUCUUGGAUAAAUAUUACGAGAAGGACCACCCCGAGUUCCCUCGUCUGCGCGAUCAGAUUCGUGAGCUUUUGGCCAAGUCCGAGGACCUGGACCAGGUCGUUCAGCUGGUCGGUAAGGCGGCGUUGGGCGACUCGGAUAAGAUCACGCUGGAUGUGGCCAGCUUGCUUAAGGAUGAUUUCCUCCAGCAAAACGGAUACAGUGACUACGAUCAGUUCUGCCCCUUGUGGAAGACCGAGUACAUGAUGAAGGCCUUCAUGGGCUACCACAACGAAGCUCAGAAGGCCGUCGCUCAGGGUCAGAAUUGGAGCAAGGUCCGCGAAGCCACCGCCGAUCUCCAGAACGCUCUGCGCAACAUGAAAUUCGAGGUUCCCAACGAUGAGGCCGAGGUCUCGGCCAAGUACGAGAAGAUUCUCCAGUCUAUGACUGAGCGAUUCGCCUCGGUCUCGGACGAGUGA